Colletotrichum higginsianum IMI 349063 is the source of this 1530-nucleotide messenger RNA. Its product is annotated as Diacylglycerol kinase catalytic domain-containing protein. The record is from RefSeq and is a predicted model, not a curated record. NCBI's taxonomy places the organism in Eukaryota, Fungi, Ascomycota, Sordariomycetes, Glomerellales, Glomerellaceae. Gene Ontology annotation, cellular component: intracellular membrane-bounded organelle; cytoplasm; membrane. The coding region runs from base 1 to 1530 and encodes 509 amino acids. Gene Ontology annotation, biological process: sphingosine biosynthetic process. The transcript has a single exon.
AUGCCCGUCAUGGAUGCCGCCGGCUCCGAACCCCGCGACCACGGCCUGCAACCCCGCCACGCCCACGACGCCGCCUUUAUCGACGGCAAGUUGAGUUUCGCCUCCCACCGCGGCACCGAGUCCGUCCGCCCCGAUGAGGUCGUCUUUGUCAUCCCCGCCCGCCCAGAUGUCGACUCGGGCCCCAUCAUCUGCGCACUCAGAGAGGACUCCGGGUCGGGGGAUUUCCCCUACCAGCUCGACAUCCUCGCCGUCGCCGGCGACUUGCCCGCUGAGCUGACUGACGGCCUCUUGCUUUCACACUUCCCCGAGCACCUCAACCCCGAGCCGGGCAGCCGCGAGGUGCACUUUGUCGUGUCUACCAAGUCGGGUUUGGGCCAUGCGCCAAAGUUUUGGGAUGCCGUCGUCCAGCCCUUGGUCGUCCUUGCCGGUCAGAAGACGUCCCGGGGCCAGUCCUCGACACUGCCUUCCGAACCACCUGCCCUUGACGCUCGUGAGGGCAAGCUUGGGUACAAUGUCCUGGUGACCGAGGACGCAGACAGCGUCCGCAACUUUGCAAAGGAGAGGUGGGCCGCGAGACAACACGUCUCGUCCAACGGGGCCGCCUCCCCUCCCGGAUCCGAGACCAUCGUCCUUCUGAGCGGCGACGGGGGCGUCGUCGACCUCCUCAACGGAUGCGAGGAGACGCACUCGGCAACUGCCCUGCCAACCCUCGCCCUCCUGCCAUUGGGCACCGGCAAUGCCGCCUUCCACUCCCUCCACAAGCCCCUCUACACCGAGACGGGGCCCUCGCAUAUGGUCCUCGGCCUCCGCACCCUCUUUUUCGGCGUCCCGGCCCCGCUACCGGCCUUCCGCGCAUCCUUCUCUCCGGGCGCACGGUUGGUCUCCUACACCGCCGACCCGGGCGCGCACGCUCCCGAGGACGUUACUCGCCACGACACGAGCAUCGACCGCCUCUUUGGCGCCAUUGUCGCCAGCUACGGCUUCCACGCGCAGCUCGUCUGGGAGAGCGACACCCCCGAGUACCGCAAGCAUGGCAGCAAGCGUUUCGGCAUGGUGGCUCAGGAGCUGCUGAAGGAGAGCCACGCCUACGCCGCCACGGUCGAGGUGCGCGGUCCGGACGGCGUUACGAAACCCGUCGAGAGGGAGACCUUCGCCUACGCCCUCGCGGCCCUCGUAUCGAACCUGGAGAAGACGUUCACCAUCUCUCCCGGCAGCGGGCCGCUGCAGGGACGGCUAAAGCUGGUGCACUUUGGCGCCGUCGGUGGGGAGAAGACGAUGGAGAUCAUGAUGGCCGCCUACAAGCAGGGGUCGCACGUUGGCAUGCGGUGGACCGACGGCGACGGUCAUGAGGAUUACCUUGGGUACGAGGACGCCGAGGAAAUUCGAGUGACGAUUGGAGAGAGCGAUCCGCGGUGGCGCAAGGUGUGCAUUGACGGCACCAUCGUCGAGAUCCCCGAGGGCGGGUGGAUGGCCAUUUCCAAGCUCGAGAGACCACUGUUCCGGGUCCUUGCUGAUCGGUCGAUAUUGUAA